AUGAGGGUUUUAUCCUGCGAUUGCCACUAUACGCUCGUCUGCUGCUCGAGGUCGUCGGUCCGCUGUUACCCGCCUUGCCCUCCGAAGUCGCAAUGGGCAGAUGCCAAAAACGUUGCCCCGACCGAAGCUCCAGUUUCUGUCGUGUUGGAGGAGAAGCCUUCUGAAGAAAAGGUUGUGGUUGAGCAGAACACUGAGGAGGAUGGGAAAGUUGAGAUCUCUCUGAAGAGCAGCCUAAAGAAGCCAAGAGCAUCAGAUUCAGAACAGGUCGAAAAGAGAAACGUUAAAUGGAUGGACUUGUUGGGGAAGGAACUUCUUGAGAUCAGGGAAUUUGAGACAAUGUAA
Messenger RNA from Musa acuminata AAA Group (dessert banana), 342 nucleotides. RefSeq lists its product as uncharacterized. The record is from RefSeq and is a predicted model, not a curated record. Lineage: Eukaryota; Viridiplantae; Streptophyta; Magnoliopsida; Zingiberales; Musaceae. The transcript has a single exon. The coding region runs from base 1 to 342 and encodes 113 amino acids.